AUGCAGCCGGCGGCGGCUCCUCCUGCGCUCGGUGCCCAAGGUCGGUGCCGAUUCCUGCCUGUUCCCAGUCGGAGGCGGAGCCUCGGACCGUCCCUCGGUGCACAUAUAGCCCGGGCAGGAGCCCGGCCGGACACAGGAGCCGGGGUAUGGAGACUGAGGUGCACGUCCCGAUCGGGGCGCCCGCCGUGCCCAAGUUCGCCAUCUACGUGGACGAGACCGACGUGAUCCCCGGCGCUUUGGCGCUGGUCGGCAAGCUGCGGCCCAAGUGGGACAUGAGCCAGGUGAAGACCAAGUUAUUUACAGAUGGAAUCACAAACAAACUGGUUGGCUGCUACAUGGGGAACAAAAUGGAAGAUGUCGUCUUGGUGAGAGUUUAUGGCAACAAGACUGAGCUGUUUGUGGAUCGGGACAAUGAGCUGAAGAGCUUCCAAGUCCUGCAUGCCAAUGGUUGUGCUCCAAAACUCUAUUGCACAUUUCAGAAUGGUCUUUGUUAUGAGUUCAUGCAUGGAACAGCACUCUGCCCACAACGUGUACGGGAGCCAACUCUGUUCAGGCUCAUAGCAACAGAGCUGGCAAGGAUUCAUUGCAUUCAUGCCCACAAUGGCUGCAUUCCGAAACCCAACCUCUGGGUGAAAAUGCGGAAGUACAUGGCUCUUGUCUCCUCUGAGUUCACACCAGAAGCUAAAAAUACCCGGAUUCAGAAGAAGGUGCCACCUUUGGAGACACUGGAGAAGGAGAUGGCUUGGAUGAAGGAAUACCUGUCAGAGCUGAACUCUCCCACAGUGCUCUGCCAUAACGAUCUACUUUGCAAGAAUAUCAUCUACAAUGAAAAGGAAGGUUGGGUGAAAUUUAUUGACUACGAGUAUUCCGGUUACAAUUACCAGGCUUUCGAUAUCGGAAACCAUUUCAAUGAAUUUGCAGGAGUGAACGAGGUGGACUACAGCCUGUAUCCAGACCAAUCCUUACAGUUCCAAUGGUUGAGAACCUAUCUAGAGGCUUGUAAGCAAUUUACUAAGAAGGGAGGCGAGGUGACCGAUAAUGAAGUACAGAUGCUGUAUGUUCAAGUCAACAAAUUCUCAUUAGUGUCUCAUUUCUUCUGGGGGUUCUGGGCAUUGAUUCAAGCCAAGUACUCAACAAUAGACUUUGAUUUCCUUGGGUAUAGUGUGCUGAGGUUUAACCAGUAUUUCAAGAUGAAACCCCAAGUCAUCGUUCUCCAGAUGCCUGCAUGAUGGUGUGAUUGAUCUUCCACCCUUGCUGCACAAUCGUCCAGAAACUCUCUGUUGGUCUUUCCAGCUCCUUCCCAAGGACAGACUCUGACAACCACUUGUUCCCAUCACAAGCUGCCAUCUGAGGAAUAGACUUUCCCCAAACUCUUGACUGUUCCCUUUAAGCACAGACAGCUCUGAGAAAUUGGUACACACUCCUCUCGUGACUAAAGCCACCGCUCCAUGUUUUGCUUUUGGUUUUGGAUCCCAGUUGUACCCAGAGAUGUGGACACAAGGGCUUUUUGGAAUCAUUCCUGUGACCCCCCUUUCCCAAUUACUCUAAUCUAUAUCCAAUUUAGUCUUGAUAGGGACCAAGCUGAGGACAGGUGGCUAUGAGAAGGGGAACGGGGUAAUGAAGUGGGGAGUCUGAGAGGGGUUGUUUUUUUUAUUUAUAAAAUGCACUUGCCUAUCUUUUAGUUUCUGAUUAGUCAUUUAGUUUAUGCCACCAUGAAUACAGGGAGGUCACACACUGACAAAGAUUGAAGGUUUAAAACAAUUUCUGCGUUUAAACUUUUCCAAAAAUUAUUCAGAAGAAGUGAUGUUUUGUCUCAGCCCUAACUGUGCAAGAGUGGACUCAGUACAUCUGUGUUGCAAUUUUUUCUUUAUUAAUAAGCUACCUGUGUUGUGUGUGUGUGUGUGUAUAUGUGCAUGUGUGAGUGAGAGAGAGAGAGAGACCACAAACAGGAAUGGGGGCUCAAAGCUUUCUGAGAGGUUCUGAAAUGUGUAAUAAAGCUACAUGCUGUACCCUACUGUCAUAUGAUCCUGUAGUGCUCAGAGUUGAACCCUAUCCAGUCUGCAAGCUUGGUAACCACAGGAAAGAAGCAGUUGAUAUUUUUCUUUUGGGUGAAGAGGGUAGAAUUAGAGGGGAUAAAUUUAAAAUGGAAAUGAGACGACAUUUCUUCAGCCAGAGAGUGGUGGGCUUGUGGAAUUCAUUGCCAUGGAGUGCAGUGGGGGCCGGGACGUUGGAUGCCUUCAAGGCAGAGAUCGACAAAUUCUUGGUCUCACAAGGAAUCAAGGGCUAUGGGGAGAGUGCAGGGAAGUUGAGUUGAAAUGCCCAUCAGCCAUUAUUUAAAUGGCGGAGUGGACUCGACGGGCCGAAUGGCCUUACUUCCACUCCUAUGUCUUAUGGUCUAGAUUGGGAUGGGGUGGGGAACCAAUUCUCUGCAUCAGUGGAAACUGCAGGCAUAAGUUAACUUCCCGUUUGGAAAGCAAUUAGAGAAUAGCAUCAUAAUGACCUGAGAAUUGGGAUGAAGACAGCAGACAUCUGCUCUUGUUCAAACUACAUAUCCAGAUCAGGAGAGAAUGAGUGAAUGGCUUCAGUGCCCUGUGACCGAUUGACUGGGGGCCAAAGGCUGUGAAUUUUGAUAGCUUUUAUUGAAUCAUUGUCCUUUUGAAAAACACCUUACCUCGUGAGGGAGGCUCUUGUUGUAUGAUAGCUUGUAUAUUUGCCACUAACUUAAGACUUUAUGUUUUCCCCACUGUUAUUGAUUGACAGCAUUUUACGCUGCUGCUAUUUUGAGUUUCUGUCCACAGGAUUACUUCAGAAGUCUUUGGUUAGGCCACUGGCUGAAUAAACGCAAGGCUGUUAAUGGUUUUUGACUCGAUUAGAAAGACUGCAUUGGUCCCACUCAGUCUAUUGGUCAGGGAGAUGAAGCAGGACUUUCUGAACCUUUUGGGUUAAUCUCGGGCCAAAGAAAACAAAAUUCCCCUUGCUAUUGCUGCUGCUACUUCAAUGUACAGGGAGGUUCACAUGAAAAUAUUCAUUAGCCCCAAAAUUCAGUGAAGAGUAGUGAUCAGAUUAGAAACUGCUGUUACUUUGUCUCCUCAUGUUUACUGCUGAUCACAGUCAUCUUGUACAUGGUUCUUGGAUCUGACAGCAGUUCUGAAACAAGACCUCAAAUGCUCUUCCUUUAAACCCGACUGAAGCUUCUUGUUUCAUUCUUUUUUCAGUCAACAGAGGUAGGUUUGUAGCAUGAUGGUUGAAGCCUCACAAACAGGGCAGAGCUGUGAUGCAUUUAGCUAGACUGUUUUCCCAUUGGUGCACUGUGCCACAGUUAGUUUCUCUGAUUGAGAUGUAUCACUGCUUUCUUUGUGGCUUCGAACCUGCCUUUGUUUGACCAUGAGGCUGAGUUGGCAGAAAAUCAGCCAAUUUGACCUAAUCAUCUGAGGUUAAAUUGUAGCCCUUGCCGUCUUCAAGUCUUAGAGAUGGAGGAGAAUGAAGUAAGAAAUUUUCCCUCUCCCAUCCGCUGAGCUGGUCAGAGUGGCCAUAGGCAUCGCAGUCAUGGUGAGGGUACUUGCAUUUCUUAAUCAGCGGGUAAAGUCAGACUGAAGAAGUAGCAGGAAUGGCGUGUGGACCUUUCAGCAUUUCAGCAACCCUUCUGCUCCCCAUCCGACCCUAUUUACUAAUUCCAAAUUCACUACUGACCACAAUAUGCAUCUCAACCAAUUGUUUACAGAAACCUAACAUCGAGACUUCUUUUGAACUGUUCAUUUUGUAAUUAUGGUGCGAUUUUUUUUUUGUGAAAUGCCUGUUUGUAAACAAGUAAACUUUGUGAUAUUUAUUAGUGUGCAAACUUUGUCCAGUUUGAAACUAAGAUCAGUGGUUUCUGCCAAAGUAUUUGGUUAAUGAUCCAGACAUUUAACUGUGACACAUUGUACUAGAGUGGUCUCUUGAAUCAUUUAUGCUCAACUCAGUGACUCGGAGGUUAGUUUGUACAGGAGAUUUGCCUUCUACCAAGUCUCUCAAUCAGUCAGUGCCCAGGGUGAGAGAGUCAUGGAGCAAAGAGGGAUGCAGUAAGAAGGGCAAUGGUCGUGGCUGAGGGAUUUGGGGAGACUUCACUUCAUCUCAUUUUGCUUUGGCUUGUGUUAAAAGUUCAUCAAGCCACUCUUAAUAAACUCAAUAACAGAUUCUUCCCAAUCCUAAUGUAUCAAAGCAUCAAGAUGUUGAACUGAGGAGAAUUUAAUCGCACUGUUUGCACAUCAUGUGAGUUUUAAUCCUGCAGCAAUUUGAGGCUUGUAACCUGGUCUUGUAUAUGCUUGAAGAGGGAGUACAUUGUACCAAGCUAUUUGGUUUAUUUGACUAAAUCUGUACUUUUGGUUGACAUAAUAAUCCACAUUCCCAAGUGGUGUUGAGCAAAAUUGACCAUAUGAUCGGUGCAAGAUAACCUGGGAUAAAACUGACAGCUGAGAGGAUCUGGGACCAGCUGGUUUCUCUACCUCUUGCAGAAUCCGAUGAAACAUUUUGAUUGUAUUACUAAUAACCUUGUAAAUAAAAUACAGUCUCUGGAAGACUUUCUGUGCAUUCACCUCAAAA
Molecule: messenger RNA, 4578 nt
Organism: Stegostoma tigrinum
Lineage: Eukaryota; Metazoa; Chordata; Chondrichthyes; Orectolobiformes; Stegostomatidae
Gene: etnk2
Product: ethanolamine kinase 2
Exons: 8
Coding region: 147-1229 (360 amino acids)
Biological process (GO): phosphatidylethanolamine biosynthetic process
Cellular component (GO): cytoplasm
Molecular function (GO): ethanolamine kinase activity
Source: RefSeq, a predicted model, not a curated record